Dovyalis caffra is the source of this 1797-nucleotide messenger RNA. Lineage: Eukaryota; Viridiplantae; Streptophyta; Magnoliopsida; Malpighiales; Salicaceae. The record is from the annotation of a GenBank genome assembly.
AUGGGAGGUGGAAAUCUUGAUCAACAAAGCGGAGAAGAAGGGAUGAGGAGGAGGAGGGGAUGUGGGUGCAGCUGCACGAAGAACGAUUUCUUGCCGGAGGAAUCAUUUCAAAGCAUUGGAAAUUAUCUUCAGGCACUUAAAGAAACUCCCAUGAGGUUCAAAGAGAGACUGCUGACAAGAUCCAUGGACUCGACAGAACUCCAUGAGAUCAAGGCCAGAAGCGAGCAUGAGAUGAAGAAAAACCUUACUUGGUGGGAUCUCAUAUGGUUUGGCAUUGGUGCUGUAAUUGGUGCUGGUAUUUUCGUCCUCACAGGACUUGAAGCCAAAGAACAUGCUGGCCCUGCAGUUGUCUUGUCCUACGUUGUUUCUGGUGUUUCCGCCAUGCUUUCUGUUUUCUGUUACACCGAAUUUGCUGUCGAAAUUCCUGUCGCCGGUGGUUCAUUUGCUUAUCUGAGAGUGGAGCUAGGUGACUUCAUGGCCUUUAUUGCUGCUGGCAACAUCUUGCUUGAGUAUGUUAUUGGUGGUGCUGCUGUUGCUAGGGCAUGGACAUCCUACUUUGCCACUCUUUGCAACCACAAACCAGAUGACUUCCGUAUCAUAGCCCAUAGCCUUCCUGAUGACUAUGGCCACCUUGAUCCCAUUGCUGUUGUUGUAGCUGCUGUAAUCUGUGUCCUUGCAGUCCUCAGUACCAAGGGCUCAUCGCGCUUCAAUUACGUUGCGUCCAUCAUUCAUGUUGUAGUGAUCCUCUUCAUCAUUGUUGCUGGUCUUGCUAAAGCAGACACGAAAAAUUACUCUGAUUUUGCUCCCCAUGGUGCCCAUGGUAUUUUUGUGGCUUCAGCCGUGCUUUUCUUUGCUUAUGUUGGAUUUGAUGCUGUUUCGACCAUGGCAGAAGAAACCAAGAACCCUGCUCGAGAUAUCCCGAUCGGUCUCGUCGGCUCAAUGGCAAUAACUACACUGGCAUAUUGUCUGCUAGCAGUAACAUUGUGCCUAAUGGUACCAUACGGGAAGGUUGAUCCGGAUGCCCCAUUUUCAGUAGCAUUUGAGACUGUAGGUUGGGAUUGGGCUAAGUACAUUGUUGCUGCCGGUGCAUUGAAAGGCAUGACGACAGUUUUGCUAGUUUCUGCUGUAGGGCAGGCACGGUAUCUCACACAUAUUGCAAGGACUCACAUGAUGCCGCCAUGGUUAGCUCAGGUUAAUGCAAAGACCGGGACCCCGGUGAAUGCCACUAUUGUCAUGCUUGCUGCAACUGCUAUCAUUGCCUUUUUCACCAAGCUUGAUAUUCUGUCCAACCUUCUUUCCAUCUCCACAUUGUUCAUCUUCAUGCUUGUUGCUGUGGCUCUUCUUGUGCGCCGCUACUAUGUUAGUGGCGUCACAACACCAGUAAAUCACAUCAAGCUCGUUCUGUGCAUUGCAGGCAUUCUUGGUUCUUCAAUUGCAACAGCUGUUAUUUGGGGUACAGCGGAUCAAGAUAGUUGGAUUGGGUAUGUGAUCACAAUACCGAUAUGGUUCCUGGCUACUUUAGCACUCAAGGUUUUUGUUCCACAAGCAAGGGAUCCAAAAUUAUGGGGUGUUCCGUUGGUGCCAUGGAUACCAUCUGCUUCAAUUCUCAUCAACAUUUUUCUUUUGGGAUCAAUAGAUAAGAAAUCAUUUGAAAGAUUUGCUGCCUGGACAGGAGUUUUGUUGAUAUACUACUUUCUAUUCGGAUUACAUGCCUCCUAUGACGCAGCAAAGGCAUCGGGAGAGAACAAGGCUGAGGAUGGUUUCAAAAAGGUUGAAGAAGGCACUGUCUCUUCCUAG